GCCUCUCUAUCUUCUAUCUCUUUUUGAGAAGUGCUCUUCAUGAACGAGCAUUGAAAUGAUACUUCGACUGCAACCCUUUCUUCCUUUACAAACAUUAUCCAACAAAUUCACUCCUUCCACCGCGGCGGCGCCGCCGCCACUCUCCGACCCAGGUCUCCGUUUUCGUGAAAAACUCAUAUACCUUUGCGACCUCAAAAUCAACCCAGACAAAGCCUUUCAAAGGAACCCUGAUUUCCGUUCAGCACCUCUUUCAUCUCUCAAAUCUGUUGAGAACUGUCUAUCAUCCAUGGGAAUUGAGCGCGCUUCCUUAGGUCGUAUCUUAGAUAUGUAUCCUCAACUCCUCACCAGCGACCCUUAUUCAGAUCUUUACCCAAUCUUCAGCUUUCUACUUGACGAAAUCAGAAUCCCAUUCCCUGAUGUACGAAAAUCCAUCAUCAGAUGUCCGAGAAUCCUAAUCUGCAGCGUCGAACAUCAGUUAAGACCCACUUGGCAUUUUCUUGAACAGUUAGGGUUCGUGGGUCGUCAUGCAAUCAAUUCACACACUACCCUGUUGUUAGUUUCGAGUGUGGAGAGAACCCUUGUUCCCAAACUUGUGUAUUUACAAGGGUUGGGAAUUUCAAACGAAGAUGUUAAUGAAAUGGUGUUGAGAUCUCCUGGUUUGCUGACUUACAGUAUAGAGAAGAAUUUGGAACCGAAAAUGGAGUAUUUGGUUAAGGAAAUGAAAGGGGAUGUGGAAGAAGUUAAGAGAUUUCCUCAGUAUUUCUCGUUUAGUUUGGAAGGGAAGAUAAAACCGCGCCAUAGAUUGCUGGUGGAGAAAGGAUUGUCUCUUUCGUUGGCUCAGAUGUUGAAAGUUAGCGAUGGUGAAUUCAGGGCAAGACUUGUUGAGAUGCGUUUGCGUUUACUUGAUAAACCUCAUCAAUCGCCUUGCGGUUUGUAUAGCGAUGAAUUCAUUGUCAUCCCCCCAUCAGAACUUAUCUGAAUUUUAUAACUGCCCUGCAAACCCCUUAUAUAUUAUUUGAUUAUGCAUCUUUUCAUUCUUCUU
Messenger RNA from Impatiens glandulifera, 1042 nucleotides. RefSeq names its product transcription termination factor MTEF1, chloroplastic. The record is from RefSeq and is a predicted model, not a curated record. The transcript is spliced from 2 exons. NCBI's taxonomy places the organism in Eukaryota, Viridiplantae, Streptophyta, Magnoliopsida, Ericales, Balsaminaceae. The coding region runs from base 56 to 979 and encodes 307 amino acids. Gene Ontology annotation, molecular function: double-stranded DNA binding. Gene Ontology annotation, biological process: regulation of DNA-templated transcription.